Messenger RNA from Cottoperca gobio, 1000 nucleotides. It is a transcript of the gene fkbp3, whose product is annotated as FKBP prolyl isomerase 3. The coding region runs from base 58 to 723 and encodes 221 amino acids. Gene Ontology annotation, molecular function: peptidyl-prolyl cis-trans isomerase activity. The transcript is spliced from 7 exons. The record is from RefSeq and is a predicted model, not a curated record. Lineage: Eukaryota; Metazoa; Chordata; Actinopteri; Perciformes; Bovichtidae.
GUCUGCAGGUUUUAAGAUACGCCAGGAGGGUCAAAUUUAACUAGUUCGCCUCUCAAAAUGGCGGAUGAACCAACACGGGAGUGGAGCGAUGAGCAGCUCAAAAGUGAUGAUUUGCCCAAAAAAGACCUUAUAAAGUUCAUUCAGGACAAUGCAGCACACUCGUUUCUCAAUGAGCACAAGCUGCUAGGAAACAUAAAAAAUGUUGCUAAAACAGCAAAGAAAGAACAACUGAUUAUCGCCUACAACCAGCUCUUUGAGAGCAAAAGGUUUAAAGGCACAGAACCAAUUGAAGAUGUGACCGAGCACGUUAAAUCUGUGAAACUUGAAGAUAAGCCCAAAGAACUACCAACAGAGGUUGUGGACGAGGGUCCGCCCAAGUACACCAAGUCAGUGCUGAAGAAAGGGGACAAGACCAACUUCCCCAAGAAGGGCGAGAAUGUGAGCUGCUGGUACACUGGUAGCUUGGAGGAUGGAACCGUCUUCGACACCAAUAUUCCCACAACGGCAAGAAAGAAGAAGCAAACUAAACCCCUGAGCUUCAAAGUUGGCCUGGGCAGAGUCAUCAGAGGAUGGGAUGAGGGCAUUCUGACGAUGAGCAAGGGCGAAACAUCGCGAUUGGAGAUUGAACCAGAAUGGGCGUACGGAAGGAAGGGACUCCCCGACUCAAAAAUUCCACCUAAUGCAAAACUGAUCUUCGAGGUCGAGCUGGUUGCUGUGGAUUAACUGGCGAUUGCCUUGAAAAAUAUACUCAUGGCCUUGCUGUAAAGAAUCAAGUUAAAAUGGCAUAUGGAGUUCAACAUUCUGUUCCUACUUUGUCUCAUUCAUCACCACGAUACAAGAAACGAUAACCAUUUAUUGCAGCGUUUAGUUUUGGCCAAAAUGUGAUGGCUUGUCAAUAAUGUACAUAAUGAGACACCCUGAAACCUUAUUCUCUGCAUUUUGUUUUUGUUCUUUUGCAUGUACAAUGUAAAUGAUAAAUAAACCUGUUUCAGAGACUAAA